This is a messenger RNA of Scylla paramamosain (green mud crab), 2847 nucleotides long. It is a transcript of the gene Wnt2, whose product is annotated as protein Wnt-7b-like. Gene Ontology annotation, biological process: cell fate commitment; neuron differentiation; positive regulation of JNK cascade. NCBI's taxonomy places the organism in Eukaryota, Metazoa, Arthropoda, Malacostraca, Decapoda, Portunidae. The record is from RefSeq and is a predicted model, not a curated record. The transcript has 8 exons. Gene Ontology annotation, molecular function: cytokine activity; frizzled binding. Gene Ontology annotation, cellular component: extracellular region. The coding region runs from base 1135 to 2187 and encodes 350 amino acids.
AUCAUUAGCAACAUAUCGUGAAACUGAUCCGCUCGGGUGGUGCUCGUCGGCGCUUUUGUUCCGCUUCCGUCGGCGUCUCACUCCCCUUUGUGUGAUCACCUCGCCGGCACCGCCUUAGGACGGGACUGUAACAGGUGUUCCUCUGCCACUUUAGGCUGCGGGUUGUCUACUGCGAUUGUCUCAGUGCUUCUUCGAGUGGAAUCCGAGUUUGAGUAAGAUUUAAGUAAAUGGUGUUAUGCGUUAUAGCUGUGUGAUGGUGGAAAGUGAGGAGCAGCGAUCGAGGGACAUGAAUGAAAAAACCUCCUACACUGCUCAAGUGAUUUUUUGCUGCUCUGUAAUUAAUUCAGUGUAUUUAUUGUGGUGAAAUAUCAGGCAGAGUAGGCCCUCGUUCCCAUUUAUCUUUUUCUAUGAAGAAAAAAUUUCCUAGCAGCUGCGGCGCUGGGAAGUCUUCGGAAAAUUUUAGUAGUCGACGGGGAAGUUGAUAGCGGCUUCAAACCACGCACUAAGAAGUAGAGGAGCCCUUCGUCAGUGCGGCCUUUACAGAAAUAAAAAUGUCAGCCUGAAAAUGUGAAUCCAUGAUUAAUUAGAUGCUGAUCAAAGAUCGAAUCUGAAAACUCUGGAGGUUGACAGUUUCCCCCUCCCCCGCUUUUUUUUUUUUUUUUGCCACAAGUGAAAUAUGAGUUCAGUACUUGAGGUGAAGCUGAGCAUUAUGAGAUAAACCUGAAGGGCGGGCGUGCAAGACACAUGGUUGUGAAGCGUUGUGAAGAGAGAAUAAGGAAAAGGUGAAUACAGUCGUGUUAUCCAAGAAAACUAUUAAAACAGCGUUACACCACAAGAAAUUUUCGUGCAUUGGAUGAGCCUGAUGGUGGUGCCCGGUGAAUGAAGGCUUGAAGGCGAGGUUCCGCUGGUGGCGAGUGGCGGCAUGAAGGAGGCACCGUGGCGGCGGAGUAGGAGGAGCGUCGUGACGGUGUCCUGGACGUCGCGCAAUGCCGGACUCGCCGUCAUGGCAAAGAACCGCCAUUUUGCCCUCAGACCCUGACAACUGCAGUGCGUCGUGGCACCGCCGAGCACCAGCCUCUGAGUGGCGAGCAUGAGCCGUUGCAUCAACCACUACCAUCGUCCGCUGCGGUGAAGAUGACGCGGAUCUACCAGUAUAUUAUCCCCUACGCCAUCCUCCUCGCCAUCAUCAACUCCUAUACCCACACCAGGGCGGUGUCUUCAGCAGGGGUCCUGGGCGCCCACCUGCUGUGCUCGCGGUUGCCCGGCCUCACCCCCCGCCAGAGCCGCAUCUGUUCGCGGGCGCCUGACGCCAUGGUGGCCAUCAGCGAGGGUGUGCGGGCGGGCCUGCGGGAGUGCCAGCGCCAGUUCCAGCACCACCGAUGGAAUUGUUCCCUCACCACCACUGGCACCAGCGCGUUUGGCCACGUCGUCCUCGUGGGGAGCCGCGAGGCUGCUUACACGUACGCGGUUACCACGGCCGGGGUGACCCACAGCGUGACGGCCUCCUGCGCCCGAGGCAAUAUCUCCGCUUGUGGGUGUGACGACCGGAAGAGAGGACGGUACAGCUCCUCGGGGUGGAAGUGGGGCGGUUGCAGCGCAGACAUUAGAUUUGGAGUAAGGUUCGCGCGCAAGUUUUUGGAUGCCCGCGAGGUGGAAGGGGACGGCCGCGCCCUCAUGAACCUCCACAACAACAGGGCGGGACGCAGGGCGGUGCGUGGCGCGAUGAGGACCGAGUGUAAGUGCCAUGGGGUGUCUGGCUCCUGCACCGUGAAAACCUGUUGGAAGACGCUGCCGCCCUUCACUCUCAUUGGAAAACACCUUUUCCACAAGUAUAAGAAGGCCAAGUCUGUCACUGUGCAUAAGAGUCGCAGAAGAUCAUCGCUUCACCUGCGGCUAAUGCGGGCUAAGAGGAGAGGACGGAGGCCUCGCAAGUCUCAUUUGGUCUAUUUAGAAAAGAGUCCCAAUUACUGCCAAAUGAACCCCGCAGUGGGCUCGCUUGGCACAGCUGGCCGCAGUUGCAACAGAACUUCGCCAGGGGCGGGCGGAUGUAACUUACUAUGCUGUGGCCGCGGCUACAAUACUCACCAGUACACACGUACGUGGCACUGUAACUGCAAGUUUUACUGGUGCUGUUACGUACAGUGUAACACCUGCAUGGAGGACGCCGAGGAACACACGUGCAAGUGAACUCCGCGAUGCCAUGGUGGUGAUGUUGUGGGUUUGUUGUGUCACUGUAAGGAAAAUUUUCGUCCUUCACAGAAUGGCACAAAGGACACACUUUUGUUCACCUAAGGCCAAGUUCGGAAAUGAUUUUUGUAAAAGCUUUAAAAGUGACGUCGUGGGAGCACCCAACUGUUGGGAAGCAUUGCUUGCAACGCCUAGCUGGAGGUGUGGGUCGGUGGAUGAGCGUCCACGAGAUGGUUGCUUUCGGACGUCCCUUCUCCAGUUUAGCAACUCCACCGACACCUCACAACAGUGAAGUCUUCGUUCCUCCGUGCGCCGGUCACUAGUUCGUGCACAGUCAGAGAACAGUAUCAAGUUCCAGUGUCAGUUGGAAUCAGGAAAUGAAGUGUGAACUCAUGGCCUACGAUCUUCACUUGGGGUCAACUCACUGUUCUGCCCUUGAGGCAGCAGUUGGCUGAACGCCACUGACACUUUCACAGUGUCUAAACAAUUUGAGGAUAUUCAUAAUGUGUUUCUGGCUUGGAAUGUAUUGAGUGCUGUGAGAAUAUUUGCAUAUCAUUCCUUGAGUUAUUUACUACGAGGCUUUGUGAACAAUGGAGUCUCAACAGCCGCAAAGAGAAGAGCUUUCAAAUAUAUUUUUUACAAUAUAUGUGAAAUUACAUA